Messenger RNA from Arabis nemorensis, 2202 nucleotides. NCBI's taxonomy places the organism in Eukaryota, Viridiplantae, Streptophyta, Magnoliopsida, Brassicales, Brassicaceae. The record is from the annotation of a GenBank genome assembly.
AUGUUGGUUUUUCUUCUGAUUCGUCGCCAAUGGAGAUCUGCCUCUGUUAGGAGAGAUGAAGUUAUUCGUCUUGUGGCUUUAGCCUCUGAGGAAUCUUAUGUUGCCGAGGUUCGAGCCAAUGUUGAUCAUGUCUCCUCCUCCUCCGGUUCGGAUUUUGUUGUUCAUCGUUGCGCUGUUUGUCUUUACCCUACCACUACUCGUUGCGCUCAGUGCAAAUCCGUUCGUUACUGUUCUAGCAAGUGUCAGAUUCUUCAUUGGCGACGAGGUCACAAGGACGAAUGUCGAUCGCCUUCUCUUACUGAUUACGAUGGAGAAAAGGAGAAGUCUGUUAAAUCUGAUGCUCUCUCUGCAGAUGCAAAGGGAUCAGAUCCAUCUCGGUGGACAUCAUCGGAUGAGUUACAUGAAAAUAAUGACGGAUUGAAUAACGGUGUGUCUGUCGAUGUUGCUUGUGAUAUAUCUAUAAGUAUUCAAAAGGUGGAAGCUAGAUCUGAAGCUGUGGAUUACACUAGUUCUUUAAACAAAAAGGAUAAUUUCUAUGAGACCAGACCAGUAAGUAGGAGGAAAUCACAUAAUCGGACAGAGAAGCUUGAAUCGGCGAGAAAGUAUUCCAAAGGCAAGACUGCUGUACUUGCUGAGGCAAAGCCGGAAAGAAAUGGCAAUCAAAAUUCACGUGGGUCAGGUGAUUCGGCUGAAAUGUUAAUUCCGGAUCAAUUUUUGUCAGUUGAUAAUCAAGGAGAAAUGAAUGCACUUGGACACUCAAGAACUACAUCUGGUUCUUCAACUACUCUCCUACCUUCAAAAGCUAAUAGUAAGCCGAAAGUGUCGCAAGCUUCAAGUAGUGGAUUGAAAACAUCAGUGCAAAAACUUGUUCAGCAUUUUAGACCCCCAAUGUCGUCAAAAUUAUCUCAACCUGCUGGUUCUAUCGAUGAGAUGAGCUUCUCUUACGAGUUGUUUAUGAGACUAUAUUCUGAUAGAGUAGAAUUACAGCCAUUUGGCCUUGUAAACUUGGGAAACAGUUGUUAUGCAAAUGCUGUUCUCCAGUGCUUGGCGUUCACUCGGCCACUAAUGUCUUACCUAAUUAGGGGAUUACAUUCUAAAGCAUGUCGAAAGAAGAGUUGGUGUUUUGUUUGUGAGUUUGAAUACUUAAUUUUAAAGGCAAGGGGAGGAGAAUCUCCUCUGUCACCUAUCAAGAUCUUAUCGAAAUUACAAAAGAUUGGGAAGCAUCUUGGCCCUGGAAAGGAAGAAGACGCUCACGAAUUUUUAAGGUGUGCUGUUGAUACAAUGCAAUCUGUUUUUCUCAAAGAGGCUGAUGCAACGGGUCCGUUUGCAGAAGAAACUACUUUAGUUGGCAUUACGUUUGGUGGAUAUCUUCACUCCAAGAUUAAAUGCAUGAAAUGCCUCCGCAAAUCUGAGCAAUCCGAGCUGAUGAUGGAUCUAACCGUCGAGAUUGAUGGGGAUAUAGGAAGCCUUCAAGAAGCACUUACUCAAUUUACAGCCUACGAAGUCCUUGAUGGAGAGAACCGAUACUUUUGUGGCAGAUGUAAAUCUUACCAGAAAGCCAAAAAGAAAUUGAUGAUACUGGAAGGACCCAACAUUCUUACUGUUGUGUUGAAACGUUUUCAGUCUGAUAACUUUGGGAAGCUGAGCAAACCCAUCCAUUUUCCCGAGCUUCUUGAUAUUAGCCCAUAUAUGAGUAAACCAAAUCACGGGACCGUGUAUAGUCUCUACGCAGUGGUGGUCCAUUUAGAUGCCAUGAGCACUUCAUUUUCAGGUCAUUAUGUUUGCUACAUAAAAACCCUUCAUGGAGAUUGGUUCAGGAUUGAUGACAGCAAUGUUUUCCCGGUUCAGUUAGAGACUGUAUUACAAGAGGGAGCAUACAUGCUUCUCUAUGCAAGAGAUUCUCCGAGACCGGUAAACAAGAACGGUGGUCGGAAACCAAAGGAAAGAAGAAAUUUGGCUGCAAUUCCGUCAAGGCACGACAACAAUAAGAAACAGAGAGACGGUAGUAGCAUUUUGUUGCCACGCGUGGAUUCGUCGAGUGGAAGUUUAUCGUCCCUGUUUAGCUCAUCGGACACAACAAGCUCAUGUAGCACAAAAGACUCGUCAGGUAUUGAGAACUUAUCAGAUUACUUGUUUGGUGGAGUUGAACCGGUUUGGAACCGGGAUCGUCGUAAUGAUUCAUCUACUCAAACGUUUUAUUAA